CAUGACACUGACAGCUUUUCUUUAUUGACUUCUCGUUGGUUGUGUUGUGUAUAGACAGUUUACUGUAAUUGGAUUUUGUUAAAAUUAAGUUUUGUUUGUGCUUAAUAUGUUAAUUUUUCGAUGUGCGCUUAUUGUGUUAUCUUCCACUUAUAUUUUAUCAUUAUAUACUCAACUGAUAAACGAAACUGAUUUUUACGACACUGGUCUAGCCUUAAUGUACAUUGCCAGUGGAGCAUUAGCUGGAAAAAUCAUUUAUGACAGAUACCAGCAGAUAAAUAUAUUAGGUUCGUUAACAACAAAUCCAAAUGUGACUUCCUUUGCCAAUAGGAUAGCUUCAUUCUCAGCUACAUUAAUGUCUUUGGGCUUCCUCAUAUAUUACUUUCUGUUCCUAUAUAAGGUGGAUGAACAAUGUCUGAGGGCGUUGAGUAUAUUUAUAUGUGGCUUUGGAACUUUGUACAUUUGGGUGCAGUGCAUCGUAACGACGUAUGUUUCUACUCUCUUCUAUGAUAAGCGUCUGACUGUAUUGAGGCGAUGUCUGGCUAAUGCGAGCUUUCCAAUAUUAACUGUUAUGGCUGUGUCCGGAACACUUACAUCGUUUUUACCUGAAGAUGGUGUCGGAAGCCGGGUAUGUAAAGUUAUGACAUCUGUAUGUUUUUACACACUGACGACCAUAUUCUGUAUAUAUAUAUUGUCGUUUGAAAAGGAAUACAAGUAUUUUUCAGAGGGUUUGAGAUCCGAGCUAUUGUUAGAUGACGGUUGUUCGCUGAACAACGCGUCAGUCGACGAUGAAACUGUGUUAAUAAAUCAGGAGCUUAUAUCUGACAUAGUUAUAAAGAACACAUUAAAAUAUGGUAAAGUGUCCUGACCCGCGGCCGUGCCUGUAAAAGGCACGGGCAACGCCAAAAACUACGGGAGCUUCGAUAAGCAAAAAUUACAAAUUAAGACCAUAGACAAUCUAGAUCUAUCGCCCGCGUCAACCGUUGACAAUGACAGCGGUAUGUCAUCCGGCGAUAAUUCGUUGAAGUGUGUAUAUAAAAGUGAUAUUCCUAUAAAUAAUGAUAACGAUAACGAAAUAAAGUGCCUAAAUAAUGUAUGGAAUGAGAUUCCUAGCUGUUCUUACAAUGUUAACGAUAAUAGGGAGAGUUUGUUAGAUUCGGAGUACAUUGUGAUAAAUCUGUUCGAAGGUGAUGUUUGUGAUAAUAAAUGUGAAUUGGUCGGUACAAACAUAUAUGAUAUAGACGACGAUUCCAGUAUACUGAGUGUGUCCAACCAGAGUUUAGUUCCUGUAGCUAAUAGGGAACUUGUUAAAUCAGAAAGUCAGAAAUUGGUGAGUCUGUCACUGUCGAUACUUUUGGCGGCAAUACUACAAGCAAUGAGAUGUUUCGCCCAAUUCUUGGAAGACAUCGUGACUCCACAGAGACUAUGAUUGUAUUUUUAUCAACUGUAUCAAUAAAAUAUAUGUUAAA
Messenger RNA from Danaus plexippus (monarch butterfly), 1466 nucleotides. RefSeq lists its product as uncharacterized. Bases 107 to 865 code for a protein of 252 amino acids. The record is from RefSeq and is a predicted model, not a curated record. NCBI's taxonomy places the organism in Eukaryota, Metazoa, Arthropoda, Insecta, Lepidoptera, Nymphalidae. The transcript has 7 exons.